Messenger RNA from Erythranthe guttata (spotted monkey flower), 1686 nucleotides. The record is from RefSeq and is a predicted model, not a curated record. Lineage: Eukaryota; Viridiplantae; Streptophyta; Magnoliopsida; Lamiales; Phrymaceae.
ACAAACAAACAAAGAAACAAAAAUUCAUAAGUUUUCUCUGCCAACAACGUUAAUCUGAUCGGAAAGAAAGAAAGAAAAGAAGUUGUUUGUUGAGUUGUCUGCAAUGGCGGGAGGGUCGAUGGGGGGGCCCACCGGGGUGUCGAAGGAGAGGGCAGAUGAGUAUAAAGGAAGAGUGACUGCAUAUGUUGUAAUUUCAUGCCUUGUUGCUGCUAUUGGUGGAUCACUCUUUGGCUAUGAUAUUGGAAUUUCAGGAGGGGUUACAUCAAUGGAUGCAUUUCUUGAGAAAUUCUUCCCCGAAGUAUAUAGAAACCAAAAGCAUGCACAUGAGAACAACUACUGCAAAUACAACAACCAAAGCCUGGCGGCGUUCACAUCAUCUCUUUACCUAGCUGGUUUGGUGGCAUCGAUUGUUGCGUCUCCAAUAACACGUAAGUACGGCCGUCGAGCGAGUAUAAUAUGCGGUGGCAUUAGUUUCAUGAUUGGAGCAACUCUUGAUGCUUCCGCUAUGAAUCUCCCGAUGCUCAUUCUUGGCCGUAUUAUGCUCGGUGUUGGCAUCGGAUUUGGCAACCAGGCAGUACCGCUAUACCUAUCAGAAAUGGCGCCAACUCAUCUCAGAGGAGCAUUAAACAUGAUGUUCCAAUUAGCAACAACGCUCGGAAUAUUCACCGCAAACAUGAUUAACUACGGCACGCAAAAGCUCCAGCCGUGGGGGUGGAGGCUCUCUCUCGGGCUCGCAGCUGCGCCAGCUAUUCUCAUGACAAUAGGAGGCAUUCUCUUACCCGAAACCCCAAACAGCCUAAUCGAACGAGGGUUCCAAGAAAAGGGCAAGAGAGUUCUCGAGAAAAUCAGGGGCACAACCGACAUUCACGCGGAGUUGCAAGACAUAAUCGACGCGAGCGAGCUUGCGAACUCGAUCAAGCAUCCUUUUAGAAACAUACUCGAACUGAGGAACAGGCCGCAGCUUAUAAUGGCGAUCUUCAUGCCGACUUUUCAGAUACUGACGGGUAUUAACUCGAUUCUUUUCUACGCUCCGGUGCUGUUCAAGAGCUUGGGAUUCGGAAGGAAUGCGUCGCUGUACUCGUCGGCUUUGACCGGAGCUGUUCUUGCUUCGUCGACAUUCAUUUCGAUUGCGUUGGUCGAUAAAUUGGGCCGACGGGCUUUGUUGAUCACUGGAGGGAUUCAAAUGGUUAUCUGUCAGGUGAUAGUGUCAAUAAUACUGGGGGUGAAAUUCAGCAGCGACGGCGAACUAUCGAAGACAUUCUCGGUGCUGGUGGUGGUGGUCAUCUGCCUAUUCGUCGUCGCAUUCGGGUGGUCGUGGGGCCCACUGGGGUGGACGGUGCCGAGUGAGAUAUUCCCGUUGGAGACGCGAUCGGCGGGGCAGAGUAUAACGGUGGCGGUGAACUUAUUCUUCACAUUCGUAAUUGGGCAGUCGUUUCUCUCACUUCUUUGUGCUUUCAAGUUUGGGAUAUUUCUCUUUUUCGCGGGGUGGAUUACGAUUAUGACCGUCUUCGUGUGCCUGUUCUUGCCUGAGACCAAAGGAGUACCCAUUGAAGAGAUGAUCUUCUUGUGGAAGAAGCACUGGUUCUGGAAAAGGAUUGUGAGAUGAUGAGUGCAGAUGUUGUGUUUGAUGAAAUGUCUCCAUGUGUAUUAUUGGAUUUCGCGUACAAUUCAUUAUUAUUGUCUCCA